GAGACUUCCAUGAUAACUGUUGAGCUUGACACAAGCGAGAGAAAGCUACUCGCAAGCGGAUACACAAAGGGAGUGGAAGGACCUGCACAAUGGGAAUCAAACUGUACUACACCACCGUUACUGCUUCACGGACGGUGAAGUCUCAACAGGCAGAAGUGAUCCGGAUCCUGGAGAGUAAAAGUAUCCAGUACGAGCUCAUCGACAUCUCUGUGGGGGGGGAGCUCCGUGACGAGAUGAGAAGCAAAGCAGGGAACCCCGCGGCAGUCCCUCCCCAGCUUUUCAAUGAAGACCAGUACUGUGGGGACUAUGAAAUGUUUUCUGAUGCCGUGGAAGCAGAUUCAGUCGACCAAUUUCUGAAGCUGGCGUGAGGAGGGCGGAGUGUAAUUCUCCAUCUUAAACCAAUUCCCCCCACCUACCUGCCCACCCACCUCGUGCCCUAACGGAGGCCCUUUCUCCAGCCUCUCUCUCUGCACCACCGGCAGUAUCCACUCACUUUCAAUGCCAUAAUGAAGAAUGCCAAAUAUCCCGUAUCUAACCAAUCAGAAGACGCACAUUCCCCUCCUGCACCGUUAGACUCGACCGUCUUAAUCUGUUUUCUUUCCUUUUGAUUUGUUUCAGACCCCCCCCCCCCCUGUCUUACAGACCAGUGUAACUAAGCACUGAGAAUCAACGGGUGUCUAAAUGUGCGGUAAUCAGGUUGACGAAUCUCGGCCGCGGCCACAUGAUCGCUGGAGAUUAAACUAAUCCGCUGGAUGACGAGUCGAGCACAAUCUUCCUGAUCCUCUGCAGACCAAACAUUUCUCACUCAGUCUUAACUUUGUUGUCUUUUUUUAUUCUUUUCUUCUGCAGCCUUCACGUUCCCAUGUUGUUCAUGACUGCACACUACUUGCACUUCACACUGAUGCAAACGCACACAGAAGUAGCAAGGACUGCGACGUCCUUAAACCCAAUUCAUUCUGAGUUAUAGCAGCUAAAAGAUGUCACUUUAUGCACCAUAUGACGAAAGGUUCGGUUGACGUUUUGCGCUCAUCGGACCCGUUUCGAGAUGAUGAACUCAAAACCUAAAGAUAAAUUACUUUAAGCCACAAACUAACACUUGAUAAUUAAAGGUACCCUGUGUCCUUAAUGUCUCCAAAGACCAUUUAGAACAAUAUUUAAAAUGGUGCAUUGUUUGCAUCCAUGUUCCCUAGCAUGCAGUCUUCCUCUUCUUUGCACGUUGCAGUUCAUCUGUGUAGCGUGAAACAUGUACCAUGUGAACAACACGGCGAACGCACAGAACAUGGUUCUGACGCACACAGGGUACCUUUAAGAUAAGUUUAGAAAAAGUCUAACAAAGAUUAAACCAGAUGUGUUGGUGGAAUCUAUAGAGCAUCUAAAAACAGAUCCAUAAAGGUAAUGACACACACACACACACACACACACACACACACACACACACACACACACACACGUAAGAACCCUGUAGACAGUGAUUUGCUAGUUCUGUACAGUUCCCUCAGCCACAGUGUCUUCUUCCUUUUUAAAACAAUACUACUGAAGAAAUCCGUCGGUAUCCGCCCCGACGUUGGAUCCAAAAUGAAAAGAGUUCUUCGUUGGCCCGAGCUUCAGCCUUCCACCAAGCGUCAUAAAAGUCUGUAAUCCUGCUGACAAACAAACCAAACUGAAAACUUGCUUGGUGGAGGUAAUAUAUAUCAAAUAUGAAAACAUCCAAACACAGUUUUACUGGCUCCGAUUUUUAAUUUGGAACCAAACACUGAUUAGAUCGAUGGAAAUGGGCCAAACUUAUUAAAAAUGUUUGUAAUCAGCGGCAGAACAUUAAAGUAGUUCGCUGCUUCAUUCGAGCAGGACUUCUUAAUUUCACGUUUGGUGCCAAUAUACAUCUGUGAUGCGCUUUGCAGUGUAGUAUUACCUGCCGUCUUCUACGUCUCUUCCAUAAUCUGUGAUCCUCUGAAGCUUUGUUCUCGGCACCGACGGGCGCUCCUGUAUUACAGACGACAUCACACGGAUCAUAACGGACUGAGAAGAUGUGAAUCUUCUCGCUUUCAUUCCUCGUGUUUACUUUAUGUUACGGUUUCACUGACUGUCCUUGUGUAAUGAGACUAUGCACUGACACCCUGCCUCAUUCUGAACACACACGUAAAGGUCAAAGGUCAAAGCUUGUGUGUUUUAGAUCGACCCGUCUCAGUCUGACUCGGGGAACAAUCGCCACAUGGGGAAAAUGAAGGCUUCACUUAUUUGCUCUUUUAUGUUUGUGCUUUCAAUCUUUACAAUGUUCAUGUUCUGGGUCACUUGUCUUUGUUUAAACCGAGAACAACAUGGUUUCCCCCUCUUACUUGUAACAUCUGUUAAUCCCCCCCCCCCCCCCUGCUUUCAAAAUGUGUUUUACAGUUUGGGAUUCCCAGUAAUGACAGCUUUCACACACAAUGUUUGUGCACUGUUCUGUAAGUCGAUGGUUGUAGACGUUUGCCUGUUAUUGAUGUAUGUUCACUAUGAAUCAUGUUUAAGACAUUCCAUGUCUCUCUCUGAGCUCCUGCUUUUGCUUUUGGACCAAUUCCCAUUGGCCAAAGAAAAAGAAGAAAAUAGGGAAUAAAAUGCUGUUGUCUUCCAAGAAGAUUGUGAAAAGUGAUUUAUGGGUGAAAAAAACAAUAAAAAGGAGUUGAAUCUA
This is a messenger RNA of Cottoperca gobio, 2665 nucleotides long. It is a transcript of the gene sh3bgrl3, whose product is annotated as SH3 domain binding glutamate-rich protein like 3. The coding region runs from base 90 to 368 and encodes 92 amino acids. The transcript is spliced from 3 exons. Gene Ontology annotation, cellular component: cytoplasm. NCBI's taxonomy places the organism in Eukaryota, Metazoa, Chordata, Actinopteri, Perciformes, Bovichtidae. The record is from RefSeq and is a predicted model, not a curated record.